AUAAAUAUCUGAGCUUUCCUCGUCUUGCUAGCGCUUGGAUAGUAGAAUUGACAGACACAAUCUAUAGUCUUUGGACUCAAAGACGUUUACUCGAACUUUUUAACACUUCUACUUUUUAGUCACCAAUCAUUUGCGAAUAUGCCUGCUAAGCCUAUCCUCCGUCACCUAGGAAAGAACGGCCCCUUGGUGCCAGCUAUUGGUCUCGGGCUCAUGGGAGCAUCUUACUCUGUUUACGGAAAGGAGUUAGAUGACGAGGAGCGAUUUAAGCUGCUUGACCGCGCCCUUGAGUUGGGAGAAACCUUUUGGGAUACCGCAGAUCUGUACGGUGAUGGAGAAGAGCACAUCGGGAAAUGGUUCAAGAGGACCGGAAAGCGGGACCAGAUCUUUAUUGCUUCUAAGUGUGGUAUCGUCAAGGGGAGCAAGACCUUUGAGGCCAACAGCUCUUAUGAGUACACUAAGCAGGGCUGUUAUAAGAGCCUGAAGGCCUUGGGUGUUGACCAGAUUGACCUUUACUAUAUCCACAGCGUCAACACUGAGACUCCUAUCGAGGAGACCAUGCUCGCCUUGAAAGAGCUUCAAGACGAGGGUAAAAUCAAAUACAUCGGCCUCUCCAUGGUCUCCGCCGCGACCCUCCGCCGCGCCGUCAAAAUCGCCCCCGUCGCCGCCGUGCAAACCGAAUACUCGGUCUCCGCGCGGGACAUCGAAGGCGCCGAAGGCACCAACCUGCUCGCCGCGUGCCGCGAGCUCGGCGUCGCCGUCGUAGCCGCGACCCCCCUAGGACGCGGCAUCCUCACCGCGGACUUCAGCAAGAACGGCGCCGCCUCCUUCGGCGAAGGCGAAAGCGACGCCCGCUCGCGCGUCAUGCCGCAGUUCCUCGCCGAGAACCGCGCGCGCAACGCCCAGGUCGUCGCGCAGUUCGGCGCCCUGGCGCAGAAGAAGGGGUGCACGGUGUCGCAGCUCGCGCUGGCGUGGCUGCUCAAGCAGGGCGACGACGUCUUUGCUAUCCCGGGGACCAAGAGGAUCCGGUACCUGGAGCAGAACUGGGACUCGCAGAACGUGGUGCUGAGCGAUGCCGAGGAGAAGGAGGUCAGGGCGUUUUUUGAGAAUAAUGGGUUCGUGGGUGGUACGCUCCCUGAGGCGUACAAGUCCCAUAGGUUCCGGGAUACGAAAGAGAAGUCUAGCUGAGCUGGCGGUAUUAGUCGUAGCUAGAUGAAUCUAGGUGGAAUAGUUGCUGUAGUUGGGAUGUUAGCUGGCUCUAGAUGAAAUUUGGGUAAAUACCUCCUAGGGUUGCUACCUAGUACUUCUAUCCGAG
Messenger RNA from Daldinia vernicosa, 1312 nucleotides. Its product is annotated as putative aldo-keto reductase. The coding region runs from base 139 to 1185 and encodes 348 amino acids. NCBI's taxonomy places the organism in Eukaryota, Fungi, Ascomycota, Sordariomycetes, Xylariales, Hypoxylaceae. The transcript is spliced from 4 exons. Gene Ontology annotation, cellular component: cytoplasm. The record is from RefSeq and is a predicted model, not a curated record.